AUGGCAGUGGUAUUAUCAGCGCCAACGCCGCACCCUCUUCCACGUCCCGGGUACAGCACGCCGCACGGCGGCAGCAGCAGCGGCUUUGGGUUUGUUGGCGAGCCAGCAGCGGACGUCGUCGCCGCCUCGAGCUUCUCGGCGGACGGCUCGGUGCUGCUCGCCGGCCAGCUGCUCCGUGCCACCGCGCUGCAGAGCGUGUCGCCGGAGGAGACGACGCACGGUGGUGCCUACGGCGUCACCGGCGGCGGGUCGUACGGCCCGUCGCCUUGGGACGUCACCGUUGCCCACGCGCCCAGGAUGGCCAAGCAGCUUAUUAUCGCUGGAGAGCCGGCGGAAGGCGGCUGGAUCCACGAGUCCUCGUACUACUGCCCGACGACGUGGUUCUCUGGCGACGCCUUCCGGGACCGGGACCCGUUCGCCGGGGCGGCGGCCGCGAGCGAGUUGUCGCUCAGGCUGCGCGCUGGGUCCUCCCCGACGGCAGGUGCUGUGAGCGUGAGCCUGCCGGACCAGUCCUCGGACGUGAGCUGCUCCGGCUUGACACAUGGGAGUAGCAGCGCCGGCGCCGGCCCCGGCCUGUUCCAGCCUCCUUGCGGCGCCGGAGCCGGACAGGUGGCUCGUCCGGGCUCCAUGCACUUCUCGCAGGUCCUGUCGCGGUGGUCCGGGUACGCUGACAUCGCGCAGCAGGCGCUGGACGAGUUCGUCGCCUGCCUGCUGCAAGACGUGGCCGGGUUCGCCGGCAGCCGGCGGCGGUGA
This is a messenger RNA of Miscanthus lutarioriparius, 753 nucleotides long. The record is from the annotation of a GenBank genome assembly. Lineage: Eukaryota; Viridiplantae; Streptophyta; Magnoliopsida; Poales; Poaceae.